Messenger RNA from Nerophis lumbriciformis (worm pipefish), 1779 nucleotides. The record is from RefSeq and is a predicted model, not a curated record. Lineage: Eukaryota; Metazoa; Chordata; Actinopteri; Syngnathiformes; Syngnathidae.
AUGCAGAGCCAAGAAAGUGGCACCAGCAGGCCGGAGUCCCACGAGGGCACCAAAGCCGUGGUGUCCGAAGAACCAAUGACGGCCCAGCGUGUCAUCCACCUGCACCUUGAGCUGCUCUCUUUCCUUAACGACCUCCAGACGGCGGCCGACGCCAAGCAGUCGCUGCGGCGAACCAAGUAUGAGGAGGCCCUGCGAUUGCGCACGGAGCGGCUGAACAAUUCCAAGGAGUUCAGCAAGAGGAAACUGGAGGAGAUCAAGGAGGGCUGGGCUCAAGCUGCCACCAAGACCACACUGCCCGACCUCUUGGAUGCUUUGAACCGUCAACAGACGCUCUGCUCAGAGAUAAUGGGCCACAAGAUGGACCUCAUUGCCGAACUGCAGAAGAAAUGGCUGGACGGUGACGAGCGCCACUCCAUCGAUCUCCGUAAGCAGGCGGAGGCCCUAGACUUGAUGAUCGAGCGCAUGGACAAGGUCCGAGUGAAGACCAUGGCCAACAAGGAGCUGGCGCACAUCCAGAGCCCGCACGAAAUUUUCCUCAAGCAGAGCCUGCGCGAAUGGGAUGGCUACCAGACGGAGCUCAAGGCCCGCCGCAAGGAAUGGUUGACCCAGAGGAAGCUGGCCAUGGAGGAGUACGAGAAGGCCAUGCCCAUACUGGAGCUGACUCAAGAGGAGUGCAACACGUCCAAGCGCAACAUCGACAUGAAGUUGAUGGAGCUGGAGCGAGAGCAGGAGGAGAUCAAGGGCAAGCGCAAUGUGCUGGAGGCCCGCAAGCUUAGCUGCGAUGAGAAACCCGAGGUCAUCUAUUUGCUGCGCAAGCGCGUAAACACGCUCAAGGUGCAGCUGAGCGACAUCAUGAAGAACAUUCAGAUGGAGGAGGAGAGCUUCCAUCGACGCGAGCAGCACCUGCUGGAAGAUAUUCGCCACAGCAUUGCGCAGCACAAGCGCAUCCAGAAGAAGAUCAAGCACUUCGCCCUGAGCGAUGCGCAGACCUUCGUGGAUAUGUCACGCAUGUUGGUGGCGGAGGUGAAGCUGCUGGCCGAGAGUGCGCUGGCGGCCGACUCACACCUCUGCGCCCACCUGGGUUUGAAGUGGGAGCGACCUGUGGCCACCAUGGAGCGCUGCUAUCCCAUCCAGCCGCAGGACAAGUUCGAGAUGGCGGCUCAGGUGUAUGCUGAGAGCGUGGCCGAGGUGGAUACCAAGACCAUGACGGCGUUGCUGGCAUUACUCAGCGACGAGCUGGGCUUCUUGAUCGAAAACAGCGAGCACCUCAGCUUCUUAUACAACGAGCAACACACGGCUGAGAAGCUCCUCGGACUCCUCAACGCCUUUGACUUCUACGACGACGACCUCAACAGGCUGGCCGCGUUUCUGCUCAAGUACGAGGAGCAGCACCGAACUGAUGACGACCCCGACUGUGGGUCCGAGCAUAUAAUCCAUCCUAACAAUAUCCUGCCCGCGUUUUUGAGCUUCGUCAGCUACCGCGUGCACUGCAUGAAGAGUUCGUCACUGCGCCAUUAUCUGGACUGGGAUUCUGAUGCAGAUAAAGCCUUUUGGGAGAGCAUGGUUAACGUCGUCCCCGAAGAGAAGCUCCGGAUCUGGGACGCUGCAGAGAUUGCCCUGACGCAGUAUCUUGCCAUUCUGGAGGAGAACUCUGAAAUAUUUCAGAAGAAUCUGAUUCUGGAAGAGGAAAACAAGGAGUUGCGCAAGCAAUUAUCGUGCGAGAAAGAUGGGAGCGCUUUUCUGUUCAAGGACUUUCUGGAAAAAGAUGAUAAAACGUAA